Molecule: messenger RNA, 3158 nt
Organism: Bactrocera latifrons
Lineage: Eukaryota; Metazoa; Arthropoda; Insecta; Diptera; Tephritidae
Exons: 4
Coding region: 682-1437 (251 amino acids)
Source: RefSeq, a predicted model, not a curated record
UUUUGGCCAUUAGCACGAACGGUAGUGGUGAACGCGCAYAAAUUGAAAAGUGAUAUACACACAGCACAGCUCGAUUCGACACAGURCUUAGUUCAACUUUAGACCAACGCUUGUUAAUCGAACUCCGUGAAGGAAAGUGUAGUGCGGAAGUACCUUCAACGUUAWCAUUGCAGCCUGGAGCCUUGCGGCAGCUGCUGUCUACACACAUCACCCAACAAAAUUCACUUUUGGCUGCCGUUAGCAGUGGCGGCACCUUUAAUUAGCAACGUUUCGCUGACUGAUUUGCGCAUGCGCAGCGCAUAAAAGCCGUCAAUCGCUGGCCAAAACAUCGAACGCUUAUCGAAAGCGAAAGUUUACUCUCGUCCAACAAGUGGGCGCUGGUCACUUUUGCAUCUUUUGCUUUUUUUUUUUUUUUGCUUUCUUGAUCUCACUUGUGUCGUUUUUUGUGAAAUUCGCUUGCAAUUAAAUUACCUUGAACUGUGUUUAUUGCCAAAAUUGCUUCGUUUAMGCCCGUGUUGUCUGUGUAAUGCGUSAAAUWCAUUCGCAAAGUGUGCGCUAAAAAACAAAAUCAAAACCAAGUGUGCAUUAAAAGCGUAAAAGUGAAAUUUACCGUUAAUCGUAAAGCGAAAACAAUUCCAAAAACUAAUAGCAAAAUUGUGCUGCGUCUGCUUGUGCGCCAAAAUGCCUUCGACCGCGCAUCCUCGCUUCAUCUUUUAUCUGCUCUGUGCCGCCUCGCUGCUCGCCGUGGCACGCUCCGAUCCCACCGGCACUCGCAAUCAGCGUCGCUAUGAAGACUCAGAAGAAGAUAUCGCCUAUGAAGCAGCGAAGCAAUUGGGCCAAUUAAACUAUCGUCUCAACCWGCUGGCCUUCGAAGAGCAAUCCCGGCAAAUAUCUCUACCAAAUAUCACUAUUAAUAAUCUCGUAAGCCGCAUACCCUGCACCUGUGACAAGGGUAUAUGCAAGUGCUGUGCUGGAUUCCUCUCUGUAAUCGGCUUAAAUAGCUGCACCGAGGUCGUCUAUCGACCCGACGAAUUCUCUUUCGAGUUGCGCAUGCGUGUCAAUAAUAAUGUUUGGUUCAAACGUAAGGUCUCCGGUCAGAACCCGCCGCCAUUUUGCUUCCGUCCGCCACGUUUCAACUUUGCUAGGGCCUGUAUACAGUUCCAUGACAUCUGGUUUGUGGGACGAAAUAUGCAUGUCUGCAUGUAUUUGUCGGGUUCAUUUCAAGGCUACGAGCUAUUCGAACGCAACUUCGAUUGUCUACUCUUCGGCGAUAAGGGCGUGAAAAUUGUUAAACCCGAGGACGGCUAUCCUGUGCGUCCCACAGACGUGGAUAUCGAUGAUGGUGAUGAUGAAAUCGAGGAGUAUGAUGAGAAUGUGGUGCGCCGAAGACGAAACAGUCGUCUGAGUAAAGUAAUGCGUUCGAGAGAUGAGGCCUAAUCUAUUCAUAUUAUAUUUCUCAUGCCAUUCUCAUGACUGAUAAACUUAUCUWAAAUUAUUUUCUAUUUUAUAUCUAAAUUAGCUAGUUUUACAUCUAAAUUAUUUUAUACCACAACACCAUGCAUAUAAACUCAUUGUGUUUCAAUGCUUUAUUAAGGGUCUACAAGAACGGAAGCUUUGAACGGAAUCCGAAAAAGUUUGUUUGAUCAUUGUUUUCUCCAACCAGUUAAUUAUUAAUUAUCGAUUUCUUUCGGGACUGUCCAUUUUUCGGACAUUAAACACAUAUUACCGUAAGAACUUAACGAAUCAAAGAAGAAAGUUAGAUUGUCCAGAAAAUAACCUUUGKUCGAAUUAAAUAUGGAUCAAUUCCGGUAAAAGGACCAGAUCACAACUCCGUAAAGCGAAUUUCGGGUAUGCUUACAUACAACCAGGAAAUAAACGUCCAUUAUCGUGAAAGGCAUCGACCCCUCUAUUAAACUUUCCUACCGUUAAUGACAUUCUAGGCGUCAAAUCUUCACCUAUCGCGGGAUAAGGGCUGCAGUUGUUUCGAGAAACAACAAAAUGAUGAAAUUGUAUUAAUGUGAGACGAAAUUUUAGAAGGAAAUUACAACUACCUUUUGUUUUACAUUCUCAGAGAGCUCUAUUCCAAGAUUACUAGAAUUUAGAUAUGCCGACUUAUGGAUAGUUUUUCUCCACCGGCGACUCUGGACUUACAUACACUCGUAGGAGUAUACAUGAAAUCUGGUCAGAAGGCAACCAUAUAUUCGGAAAGUCAGGCCGAAUUGCUGGCCUUAUCGAUGCCAAAGAUUAAUUCCAGCGUAGUCAAAAAUUGCAGGAAUCAUUUAAACUCACUGGCAGGUCAACUACACUUGUCCAUAAUUUGGGGGCCCAUUUCAGCAUUUUCCGCAACGAAAAAGCAGACGAGGUAGUCAAGCCAAGAACCAUUUUGGACGAACCCGAGACGGUGUGAAUAUCAUGCCCACCGGGAAAUAUCCAGAGAGAGCAYUAUACGCAUUUUGAACAAAUAGUUGAGAUCAGGUGGAAAUAAUCCAUAAACAGCCCAGAAAUAGUAUAUACAGACUUCCAGCUACCAUAACGCGACCAAAGAACAGACCUCUUUAAAMAGAUGCCUUAAAAAUGUUGCCGACUUAUAACAAUACUUGCUUGCUAUGUACUAGUUAGAAGGAUUACAUAUUUCCAUUUCGCUAACUUCUCUUUCAUUCCCAGCUAUAUUACAAACUCACACAGAAUACUUGAAACCCAUCAGGCCCACCRAACCUUGAAUGGCUGUCCACAAGAAGCAUAGUGGAUAUAAGUAGUUUCAUAGAGAACACCAAAUGGGUGGAACGCAAGGAUUGAACGAGGUAGCAAGUUUAUAAAGUUCAUACAAUCUUGUAUCAAAAUGSAGAUAGAUUUAUUUCUAUAUAUUUAUUUCUUAGAAACAGCAAGAGCUUUAAAGGCUGCCAUUAGAACUGCUUAUUGAGCAAGAACGUGUUUCAUACCCAAAAUAUCCACCAAAAUCAUUCGAACGCACWYGCGAGRGAACUCGAGCUCUCUUGCCAUCUCUGUAACACUWGCCCAAUGAUUUKCAAAUACCAUGUUCUUCACUUUUUUAAUAUUAUCAUCAGUUCAAGGUGUCGAAGGACGUACAGAAUGAGGUAAAAAUACCAAACAGACUUAAAAAUUAAGACAUCGGUUAGAAAAAGUGCAGUGUUUGAAAA